AUGUCAUGUGCACCACUGAUCGCGUCGACUUUUGCCCAAGGUCUGCAUUUUAAUGGAAAACAAGCUGAACAGCAUUUAUCCACUAACGCUGAACUUUUGCCCUCUUCCCAUUAUCCGAAAGUUAUCACAAAUGAUCUAGUCCCGACAGAAGAUAACAUGCAAGACCAGGAGGCACUACUGACCUGUUGGGAAUGUUCCAUGAAAUUCAAAUCCGGUCGUCCUCGAUUAACACACUUCAUUGAAUGUCAUUUCGCAUCGCUCCCAUCAGUCAUCGAUUUAUCUUCAGGUAUUCCACUGAGCCAAAACUCAUUCAUGAGCGAGCAGCUGGAGGAAAAGACGAAUUACCCAACUCACUUCAGCGAAUCCUAUAACUGCCGCCAAUGUGCAAAAGACCUCAAAUCCAACCAGCGUCUCAUAACUCAUUUAAUUUACAAGCACGCUCAUUUAUUUUUGGAAACACAAGCCAAUCCAUUAGGCAUUCUCCAGAAAGAACGAGCCAAAGCACACAAGCAAAGCAACAUUGUGAUAGAUGAAACCGCGAUCAUAGAAUCCCCACUAACUUCUUCACAUUCUCCAAAAUCAUUCAAAUUAACAUACAACUGUUCGCCAUCUAUGAGAAGCCGUUAUCGUGUUUUUAUUUUCUCUACUAUUGCGCAACCUCCAAAUCUUGUAAUUAGUCGAAACACAGCAAUGCAACGAGUAAAGAAAACUCAAAUACAUAGUACUCUUACACUGAAGUCACCAGUGGUCCAUACGAAAUUUUCGGAGGCGUUUAGAGCGACUGCUCCUUGUAUGCGUCAUCGCAACAGCAAACAUAAGGAUGCGAAACUAUCCGCUCCUGUUGACGACCAAAGAAAUGAAAUUCAACCAAAACUGAAGACUAGUAACAAUCAGACGCCCACCAAGACAGCAUCAUUCACUUGUUGUUAUUGCUCAAAAACGUUUAAAACAGAUGCUGCCCACACCACUCAUUGCAGCACUAAGCAUAGAAAUCCGAACCUCAUCAUGCCAGUGAACCAACCAGGCCCGGUUCAUAUGCAAAUAAAUCCGAUUCGAGCAGAACUAAACACCAGUGUUGGUCAGGCAUCGCCAAAUAUAGCCUCUUUCACCAGCCAUUGCAGCACUAACCAUAGAAAUCCGAAUAUCAUCAUGGGAGUGAACCAACCAGGCCCGGUUCAUAUGCAAAUGGAUCCGAUUCGAGCAGAACUGAACACCAGUGUUGGUCAGGCAUCGCCAAAUAUAGCCUCAUUCAUUUGUCGUUUUUGCUCAAAAACAUUUAAAACAGAUGCUGCCCGCGCCACCCAUUGCAGCGCUAAGCAUAGAAAUCUGAAUAUCAUCAUGGGAGUGAACCAACCAGGUCCGGUCCAUAUGCAAAUAAAUCCGAUUCGAGCAGGACUGAACACCAGUGUUGGUCAGGCAUCGCCAAAUAUAGCCUCAUUCAUUUGUCGGUUUUGCUCGAAAACGUUCAAAACAGAUGCUGCUCGUACCAGUCAUUGCAGCACUAAGCAUAGUUGA
Messenger RNA from Rotaria socialis, 1515 nucleotides. Lineage: Eukaryota; Metazoa; Rotifera; Eurotatoria; Philodinida; Philodinidae. The record is from the annotation of a GenBank genome assembly.